This is a messenger RNA of Eleginops maclovinus (Patagonian blennie), 4564 nucleotides long. RefSeq names its product chloride channel 3 (gene clcn3). Gene Ontology annotation, biological process: transmembrane transport; chloride transport. Gene Ontology annotation, molecular function: voltage-gated chloride channel activity. The transcript has 14 exons. NCBI's taxonomy places the organism in Eukaryota, Metazoa, Chordata, Actinopteri, Perciformes, Eleginopidae. The coding region runs from base 431 to 2875 and encodes 814 amino acids. Gene Ontology annotation, cellular component: plasma membrane; early endosome; synaptic vesicle. The record is from RefSeq and is a predicted model, not a curated record.
GAACCAGUUUGGCUGCCAGCCGGUGCAAGCUACUGUUUCAGGAAAUCUGUGGAUGAAUGUUCUUACUUGAAGCUGCUGUGCCUCCCUGAGCUAUUAAUAUGUAGUGUUGAAGGGGUGGGUGCUUUAGUUUGCUUUGUGAAACCCCCUGGGCUACGACCGCAGUGUGAGCACGGGGGGCGUCUCACUCUGAGGAGCCGUGAAGAUUUGAGCUGAAACUUUUUGAAUAACUACGUAGACAUGGAGCCAUGCUUUGGGGGAUGUGUGUAACUGAACUCAAACGGAUUUAUCUGGCUUUCUCUUUACUGGAUUACUGAGAUUUCUUCAUGUUUUUGCUCAUUUGACGUCCUGACUGGGACGAGCACACUAUGGUUGACAUCACCUGUGUGAUCGCCUAGCAACAGGAGCCCUGCUGAAAGGGUCUAACUACGUCAUGUCUAACGGGGGCGGGGCACCCAGCAGCACCACCCACCUGUUGGACUUCCUAGAGGAGCCCAUCCCUGGUGUGGGGACCUAUGACGACUUCCACACCAUCGACUGGGUCCGAGAGAAGUGCAAGGACCGCGAGAGGCACCGGAAGAUCAACAGCAAGAAAAAGGAGUCGGCAUGGGAGUUCACAAAGAGCCUGUACGACGCCUGGUCUGGGUGGCUGGUGGUCACGCUCACUGGCUUGGCCUCAGGUGCUUUGGCUGGCCUGAUUGACAUUGCUGCUGAUUGGCUGAACGACCUGAAGGAAGGCGUGUGUCUGAGCGCCAUGUGGUUCAACCACGAGCAGUGCUGCUGGACGUCCAAUGAGACCACCUUUGCUGAGCGGGACAAGUGUCCUCAGUGGAAGAGCUGGGCUGAGCUAAUACUGGGGCAGGCAGAGGGGCCCGGCUCGUACAUCAUGAACUACUUCAUGUACAUCUACUGGGCGCUGUCCUUUGGCUUCCUGGCCGUCUGCCUGGUGAAGGUGUUUGCUCCGUACGCCUGCGGCUCGGGGAUCCCUGAGAUCAAGACUAUCCUUAGUGGGUUUAUUAUCCGAGGCUACCUGGGAAAGUGGACCCUGAUGAUUAAGACCAUCACGCUGGUGCUGGCGGUGGCGUCGGGGCUCAGCCUGGGGAAGGAGGGGCCGCUGGUGCACGUGGCCUGCUGCUGCGGGAACAUUUUUUCUUACCUCUUCCCCAAGUACAGCAAGAACGAGGCUAAAAAACGAGAGGUUCUCUCUGCUGCGUCAGCGGCCGGGGUGUCUGUUGCUUUUGGAGCCCCGAUUGGAGGAGUGCUCUUCAGCUUAGAGGAGGUGAGCUACUACUUCCCUCUGAAGACGUUGUGGCGCUCCUUCUUCGCCGCCCUGGUGGCCGCCUUCGUCCUGCGCUCCAUCAACCCGUUUGGAAACAGCCGGCUGGUGCUGUUCUACGUGGAGUACCACACGCCCUGGUACCUGUUCGAGCUCAUCCCCUUCAUCCUGCUGGGGGUGUUUGGAGGCCUCUGGGGGGCCUUCUUCAUCCGGGCCAACAUCGCCUGGUGCCGGCGGCGCAAGUCAACACGCUUCGGAAAGUAUCCGGUGCUGGAGGUGAUCUUGGUGACGGCCAUCACGGCUGUGUUUGCCUUCCCCAACCCGUACACGCGUCAGAACACCAGCGAGCUGAUCAAGGAGCUGUUCACAGACUGCGGCCCGCUGGAGUCCUCGCAGCUCUGCCAGUACCGCAGCCAGAUGAACGGCAGCAAGGCGUUCACCGACAACCCCAACCGGCCGGCGGGGCCCGGGGUCUACGCCGCCAUGUGGCAGCUCUGCCUGGCGCUCGUUUUCAAAAUCAUCAUGACCAUAUUCACCUUUGGACUCAAGGUGCCAUCGGGGUUGUUCAUCCCCAGCAUGGCCAUCGGGGCGAUCGCAGGGCGGAUCGUUGGCAUCGCCGUGGAGCAGCUGGCCUAUUAUCACCACGACUGGUUCCUGUUUAAAGAGUGGUGCGAGGUGGGAGCAGACUGCAUCACGCCAGGGCUCUACGCUAUGGUGGGGGCCGCCGCGUGUCUGGGCGGUGUCACCCGUAUGACCGUCUCCUUGGUGGUCAUCGUGUUCGAGCUGACGGGAGGCUUGGAGUACAUCGUCCCCCUUAUGGCCGCCGUCAUGACCAGCAAGUGGGUGGGCGACGCGUUCGGCCGGCAGGGAAUCUACGAGGCGCACAUCCGUCUGAACGGCUACCCCUUCUUGGACGCCAAGGAGGAGUUCACGCACGUCACGCUGGCCAGGGAGGUGAUGCGGCCGCGGCGCAGCGACCCGCCGCUAGCCGUGCUUACGCAGGACGACCUGACGGUGGAGGAGCUGCAGAGCACGAUCAACGAGACCAGUUAUAAUGGUUUCCCCGUCAUCGUGUCCAAGGAGUCCCAGAGGCUGGUGGGCUUCGCUCUGCGCAGGGACAUCACCAUUGCUAUCGAAAACGCUCGUCGGAAGCAGGAGGGCAUCAUGCUGAACUCCAGGGUUUACUUCACCCAGCACGCCCCCACCCUGCCGGCCGACAGCCCCCGGCCCCUCAAACUGCGCUCCAUCCUGGACAUGAGCCCCUUCACCGUCACCGACCACACCCCCAUGGAGAUCGUGGUGGACAUCUUCAGGAAGCUGGGCCUGCGCCAGUGCCUGGUCACUCACAACGGGAAUGUUUUGGGCAUCAUCACAAAGAAGAAUAUAUUAGAGCAUCUGGAGGAGCUCAAGCAGAACACGGAGCCCCUGGCGGCUUCUUGGUAUUAUCACAAAAAAAGAUAUCCUGCGUCACAUGGCUCAAAUGGCAGACCAAGAUCCCGAGUCCAUCAUGUUCAACUGAUCGGCUCCUUCCAGGACGGCCGGGGGGGGGACGACAGCGGGGAGGAGGAGGAGGUGCACCUCCUGGACGGCUCCAAUCUCUGACACACGGACCCCGUUUUGUUUCCAUGUUUAGUUUCCAGCUUUGUAGAACCUCGCGGGCUGACCGUGCCCUCCACAGAGACUUGCAGACCAUGAGAGGGAACGUGAUGAAAGACUUUGUUGUUGUCAUCGCGGCUGAAGGCACACACACACACACACACACACACACACACACACACACACACACACACACACACACACACACACACACACACACACACACACACACGAGGAAUGCACUUUCUACACACACAUCACAACACUUUUGCACUUGCAGAAACCUCUCACAUGCAUGCUCUCUGCUCCUGUAAGAUACACACCCGUCUGCACUCUCCACGUGCCUCACGCCUCCCCGUGUCCUGUCGCCUGGCCGGGGGUCAAAGGUCAGAAUGAACCGCCGACGAGGGACGCGAUGAGAAACCUUGACACCUCCAGGCUUCUAAAAAUGAAACUCGCUUUCCUCACCCCCCUCUUGCACACACACACACACCACAUGUCCGUCCUGCAGAGAAAUGCAUUGUAAACCUGUGAAUUAAAUGUGUGUGUGAAUGUGUGUGUGUUCUACCACCACUACAUUCCAGCGCCUGCUCCUCACCCCCAAACGUGGCGCUGUGCAUGGCUGCUUCCCCCGGGUGAACGUAAGUCAAAAUGAGAUGGCUUCAACAAAUGUGUGUGUGCGUGUGUGUGUGUGAGAGAGACAGAUGGGUACUGUAUUUCAAGAACAAAGUGUUGACUUUCAGAAGGAGAAACGUGGGAAAAAGACCUUCAGGAGUGUGAUUUCUUUACUGAUUCAGCUGUGUGCGUGAAUGUGAGUGUGUGUGUGUCGCUGCCCUUCAUUUGUUCAGUGAGGCUUUAGAUGAAUUUAACAUAGACUAACACUUCGUGCUUUAAAAUGACAAAAGGAAAUCAAAAAGUCACUAAACAACUAAUGUGUCUGUGAUUAGUGAGAACACCAGCCCGAACUUUGGUAAAAAAAUAACCCAUUUGAAUGUUUUAAAUAGUUGUUUUGUUACCAUACGUCAAAAACACGCACUUUUUGGAAUCAUAAUAUUAAUGAAACCUAAUCUGGACUUUUGAUUUCAGAAGAAGUAACGUAAAUCACGCUGAACUGAAACACAUACGGCUUCAUCUGCACGCUGCUUUCCCUUACAGCAGGUUGUGCUAAAUCUGGCUCGCCACGUCUCGCAACAUCUGCCAAGUGCCUGGCAACGGUUUUUUUUUUUUACCCCUAAAAACCCACCUGCUACCCCCACCAACCUCCCCUCUUUGUCCUCAGAACGUAUUGAGAUCCUCUUUAGUGCAAACGAUGAAGGGAAAAGGAGAGACGGUGAAGCGGGGAUCAAUGGCAGCACUUUACCUGUAGAGUGGCGGCAGUAGUGUGUGUGUGUGUGUCUGUGUGUGUGAGUGUGUGAGGAAGGUUGGGUUCAUCCUGUGUACGUGUGACAGGGCAGCAGAGCGUUUCUGUUAACCAGUGGUGUUGCCUAACAUGUAUUUCAUACUGAUCUCGAUGUUUUUCUCCUCCUUUUUUUUUAUUUAUGGGUAGUGUCGAUAGAGUUGUGCAUUAUUAUUAUUAUUAUGAAGAAGAAGAAUUUUAUGUAUGGUUACAUUGAUUGUUUGAUUGUACAUUUAAAACAAAAUGUGUAAAGAUUAAAUUUUGUUUUAAAUUAAAAGGAACAAAAACGAUUGAAGUUG